Messenger RNA from Penicillium salamii, 1554 nucleotides. The record is from the annotation of a GenBank genome assembly. NCBI's taxonomy places the organism in Eukaryota, Fungi, Ascomycota, Eurotiomycetes, Eurotiales, Aspergillaceae.
AUGACGGCGUCGUUCAUUCUGGGUUUCACGGCCGCGGCCAUUGUGCUGCAGGUCAUUCGUAUGAUCGUGAACUCGUGGCAACAGUCGCGCCAUGCCAAAAGUCUGGGCUGUGGCAGCGUGCCACUGUAUCCCUGCAAGGAUCCCUUUGGGAUCAACAACCUGAAACAGUCUCUGGCGGCCGACAAGGAGAAUCUGGUACCAGAGCUGGCUGAGAAGCGCAUCAACGUGAUCAGUGAACAGGAGAACCGCUACGUCACCACCUUUUCUAUCCGCAACUUGGGCCGCACACACCUCUUCACCAUCGACCCCAAGAACAUCCAAGCUCUUCUGGCGACUCAGUUCAAGGACUUUGAGCUCGGUUCCGUUCGCCGGGAUAGCAUGCACCCGCUGCUCGGUACUGGUAUCUUCACCGCCGACGGAGAAGAAUGGACCCGCUCCCGUGGCCUGCUGCGACCUCAAUUUACCCGUGAACAAAUCAGUCAGUUGGAUUUGGAAGAGGAGCAUGUCCAAAAGGCCAUGCAGGCGUUGCCCGUCGCGGCCAACGGCUGGACCGCCACCACCGACAUCCAAUCCAUCUUCUUCCGUUUGACCAUCGACUCCGCGACUGAGUUCCUCUUCGGAGAAAGUGUCGAGAGCCAACUCGGCGCCCUCCACAACCGCAACAGACCCGAAGACUCCUUCGCCGCAUACUUCGAUAAAUCACAAUGGGUCUGCGCGCAGCGCUCUCGCUUCGAGAAACUCGCAUUCCUCGCCGAGAACAAGGAAACCAAGCACUCUGACAAGCAGGUUCACGCCUUUGUGGACAAAGUGGUCUCCAACGCCUUAUCUGCAACCUCCGAAAAGAAGCCCGAGGAUAGCUCCUACGUCUUCCUCGAGGCCCUCCUCCAAGUGACCCGCGAUCCAAUCGAGCUCCGCUCCCAACUCCUCAACAUCCUCCUCGCAGGUCGCGACACUACCGCCUCCCUCCUCAGCUGGACAACACUCAUGCUAGCCCGCAACCCAGAAGUCUUCGCCAAGCUCCGCGAAACAAUCAUCUCCACCUUCGGCACCUACUCCAACACCCAGAACAUCACCUUCGCCGCCCUCAAAUCCUGCCAGUACCUGCAGUACGUGAUGAACGAGGUUCUGCGUCUGUACCCAGUUGUCCCAUUCAACCGCCGCAACGCAACCCGCGACACCACAAUUCCCCGCGGCGGCGGCCCAGAAGGCCUAGACCCCGUCUUCGUUCGCAAGGGACAGUCCGUCAUCUACACCACACAUGUCAUGCAGCGCCGGAAGGACCUGUGGGGACCUGAUGCGGACCAAUUCAAGCCCGAUCGCUGGACGAACCGCAAGGCUGGCUGGGAAUAUAUUCCUUUCAAUGGCGGGCCGCGUAUCUGUAUCGGGCAGCAGUUUGCGCUCACAGAGGCGGGAUACGUGCUUGUUCGACUUUUGCAGCGCUUCGAUCAAAUUGAGGAUGUUUAUCCUGAUCAGAAGAUUCGGUAUGGUCUCACUUUGACCAGUGCGCCCGCUGAUAAGGUUACUGUGCGUAUGCACCAGGCUGAAGAUGCCUAA